GCCUUUGGAACAGUGUGACGUAUUUGAAAAAAAGUUCGGCUUCUCAGCAGAAAGCUAUCACCAAAAAAAUUCUUUACAAAUUUCUAUUUUGAACCCGCACCUCGGAUCGCAAAACUUGAACCCUCACCUUGUCGAAGUUCGGAAACAGAAAAAAAAUUCACCAUCGAACCAGGAAAAUUCGAAAUUUCUGCACUGCCUUCCAAGGGAUCCACAUCGGUGGUGGCCGACUAAAUUUCAAAUUUUACCUUAAAAAGACUGGUUGUUGACGUUUCACGGAAAUUCGCUGGACGAUUGAUUGGCGUAACGAUGAUGUUGAGUCGCAAUCGCUUCCGGAAACAGCUGUACCCCAGCUAUCAGGACUACGAAACUAGCCGGGCACCGGUUGACGAAUACUACGGCGACACUCGUCUUUAUUCGAUCUAUGAUCAACAACCGGAGAGCACCGAGCAAAAUCAUACCGACCAGGACGGCAUCGUCGAUCCGGAAUGCCUCAUCAAGCAUCCGCUGCAAUUCCAGUGGACGCUCUGGUAUCAGGAACCGGAUAAGAACAAGUCGUGGGGAGACAACCUGAACGAGGUAACCACCGUCGGUACCGUUGAAGACUUCUGGAGCUUAUACAACCACAUCAAGAGCCCGUCGGAUCUGAAGACCGGGUGCGAUUAUUCGCUGUUCAAGCAGGGCAUCCGCCCCAUGUGGGAAGACGAGAAGAACUUCCGCGGCGGCCGGUGGGUGAUCAACGUGCCCCGGCAGCAGCGCCACGAAUUGGACAAAUAUUGGCUGGAUACGAUAUUGUGUCUGAUUGGCGAGGCUUUCGAUAAUCCUGAAGAAAUUUGCGGUGCCGUCGUAAAUGUUCGCCAGAAGAUGGAUAAAAUUGCCAUUUGGACCUCCACUGUCAUGAACCGGGACGCGAUGUACUCGAUAGGCCGCAUCUUCAAGGAACGCAUUGGACUUAAACUGCCGAUCGUGUACCACGUGCAUAAGGAUACGAUGGGCAAAUCCGGUUCCAGCAUUAAAGCUCUGUACACCAUCUAGAAGAAAGAAAAACGAAUCGAACUAAUUUAAAUCAAGAAGCAACAUCCUCUUCACGGCAACCAACAGAUAUAAAAAAAACCGAUGCGAGGGACGAGAGACGGAAGACGGCGGACAACAGAGAAAAAGGAUCAUAUUUAUUGUUUGGAUUUGCGAACAUUUUGCGACUCUUCCCUCUUUCCCUCUGAUUGAACCUCUAAACAUAAGCGUACGUUAAGCGAAAAACUGCCCUGCCUCCGGGAAGCAAAAUCGAGUGAACGCGCGCCAGGUAGAAAAUAGCGGAGAACGUGUGUUCCUUUCGUUUCGUUGUAGCAAGGCAAGUCCUAUUUAUAUCAAACCCAAAUUCAUUACUACGGGAAUCAUCGAUCAGCACGUCAGUAGAGUUUUGAAAAACUGAUCGACAGAAGGUUCCUGGCUAAAGAAGUUUUAUUUUUCCGGACAUACCACGGAAGCAAAUUCGAUUUCUUACUUCUUAACUAGUGGAAGAGACUAGCAAUGUCAACAACCAACGGCUUGGAAGCAGAACUGAAGAGGAAGGAUUCAAGUUUUGAUUGCUCCUUGAUGCGUAAAACGAAAACAUACGAAGCGAUAAUGGGCGUAGAAACCGUAGCAGCGAAAAAACAACCAACCAACAAAUUUAAACAAGAAGUAUAUCUUGGAAUUCUGGAUUUGAACCUGGAGAAAAGAGUUUGAAAACAUUGUUUAAUAAUUAUUAUAAUGAAUUAUCGACUAAUUUACGAUUAUAAUAAUUAUGUAUGAUUAACUUCUUAUUAUAAAAACCAUAUUGAUUUAUUAUAUCAUUUGCUAUUUUCUAAAAAUAA
Uranotaenia lowii is the source of this 1850-nucleotide messenger RNA. Its product is annotated as eukaryotic translation initiation factor 4E-like. The transcript has 4 exons. Lineage: Eukaryota; Metazoa; Arthropoda; Insecta; Diptera; Culicidae. Gene Ontology annotation, cellular component: cytoplasm; eukaryotic translation initiation factor 4F complex. Gene Ontology annotation, molecular function: RNA 7-methylguanosine cap binding; translation initiation factor activity. The record is from RefSeq and is a predicted model, not a curated record. Gene Ontology annotation, biological process: translational initiation. The coding region runs from base 307 to 1032 and encodes 241 amino acids.